AUGUUUACCGGCGCGUCCGGGACAUCGGUGCCACCAAUGGACAUGGGGAUGCAGCAGUGCGUUGUGGACAGUUCGGCUUAUUUCAUUCGCACUGAGCUGGCCUCCCAUUAUUCAUCUUCUCGUCCACCGCCGGCUCGGGAGAUUCUCAUUUUUGGGGAUGUCGAGCCCGAUACGCUGUCUCUCUCGCCUCGCACUGCUCAAGUUUGGGCCGAAGCGGCACCAAAGAUCGCCAACGGUACCCUUAAGGGAAUCUUUAUUGAGUGCAGUUAUGCUGACACCCAAGGGGAUGCUGUUUUGUUUGGACAUCUCGCGCCGCGUCAUUUGAUAAAGGAACUAGAGACUCUCGCAGACAUGGUGAGAGACGCAAAGAACAAGCUUGAGAUCGAGCGGGAAGAACAUCGAAAAGGCCGAAAGAGAAAACGGGAGAGUAACAGCAGCGCCAACGGUUUCCUUUCCGGUACCGAAGACGACUAUUACAUCCGCCGACGCAGCCGAUCAAGACAGAAAUCCUACGCGGCCACCACAUCAGCAACAUCGGCUCCGACCUCGGUAGCCAAUUCAAUCAGCGAGUACGCACCCGGAGCCACUUCACGCACCAAUUCCAUCACUCUCCUGUCUCCAGGUGAGCGGAUCAUGCGCGACUACAUGGACACACCCACGCCAUCCGGCAGUCCAACACCCACGCCCACGCCAGGCCCGGAAAUGCCGGUUACAAACGGUGGCGGCGGUGCGCAGGCGAUGCAACAUCAGCAAACUCUCUUGCAGCAACAAGCUCCACCGUCGGUAUCUGUCACUUCGUACAUGGCUGCGCCCGCGGUGCUUGAUCCGCAACACGCGAAUGCCGAGCAGCAGCAGCAACAACAACAGCACGCGCACGCUCAACAACAAAAUAGUCAUCACCAUCAUAAUCAACACAACCAGCAGCAUCAUCAAAGAGACCACGCGCCGCUGAAGGGUCUAAGCGUCAUCGUCAUACAUGUCAAAGACACGCUCAUGGACGGACCGCUCGUGGGCGAUAGAAUCUUGGUCGAGCUGGAGAACCACGAGCGGAAUCUCGCGGACAUGGGGAAGCCGCUCGGGUGCGAAUUCGUCGUCAGUCAUCAUGGUGGGAGCUAUUGGUUUUAA
Messenger RNA from Lasiodiplodia theobromae, 1125 nucleotides. RefSeq names its product Camp phosphodiesterase class-ii. The record is from RefSeq and is a predicted model, not a curated record. The transcript has a single exon. Gene Ontology annotation, biological process: cAMP catabolic process; cGMP catabolic process; negative regulation of glucose mediated signaling pathway. The coding region runs from base 1 to 1125 and encodes 374 amino acids. Lineage: Eukaryota; Fungi; Ascomycota; Dothideomycetes; Botryosphaeriales; Botryosphaeriaceae. Gene Ontology annotation, molecular function: 3',5'-cyclic-GMP phosphodiesterase activity; 3',5'-cyclic-AMP phosphodiesterase activity.